UUCAACAUUUGCCAUAACUACAAAAUUUGGGUACUUGUCAAGUAGUAGUUUUUUGUGUGCGUUUUCCUCAAAAAAAAAACCCGAUUCGAGUUGUGAAAUAUAUAAAAAUUUCUUUUGCACGAGCCAAAAAAAUGCCAACAACGAAAUCCAAUGUGAUAUUUUCGAAUCCAGAGAAAAAGCCACUCGAAGAACUCAUUCUAAUUGUCGAUGAAGAUGGUGUCAACAUAAAAGUUCCAGCUUUGCACAAACGAUGGGCAACCCGAGACGCCUUUACAACUUAUCUUCCACUCGUUGUUUCGGGCGGCAAACUUAAAACCGAUGCUGAUUUAGACGAGUGGAUAUUUGAAGCUGAUUGGUUUUUGAAAGACAUGUUAUUUCUUCUCGAAUUAAAGCAUCAUGAAUUCUGGUCAUACAUGAUCCAUCAAGAUGCCGCCAUGAAUGCGGUUCUAUCAUUUCUAAUAAAAGCCACCCCUUUCUACAUAGACUUGUCCUCCCUACCCUCUGACAAACGAGUUACUAUCCUGUACUCGGAUGUUGUAGCAGCUGUUGUUCGUGUCAUCUGUCGCAUCAUUACCAACAAAGAAACCGAUGAAGAAUGGAUUUCGAAAGAUCAACUCAAGUCUUUAAUUUAUUCCAAUUUUCUCAUUUCCAUACCAAUGCUUUUUGAUUUAAUUAUUGCUCUUGGUGAUUCCAAUAUGAGUAUUUUAAAGAAAAUAUUCGAUACUGUGUUUCGAAUUGAACCAAAGUACAAAGAUGAUUUGACAAUUGCUUUGCAAUAUUUGAUUACUACUUUUGAGACUAUUAAGCAACAGGCGGAAAAUGAUGAGAAUGUGGGUGGGAAUAAUGAGAAUUUAGAAACACCUUAUGAUGAUUUGGUGUUGUACACACUGGAUUGUGUAUUUACUUUGAGUAUAUUGUUGGAAAUCUAUCCGGAUGCUCGAAAAAUAUGCUGUGACAUUAAUUUAGGACAAAGAUUAACAUACUUUUACGACAACACUAUUCCAUAUCUUUAUAAAAAUAUUUAUAUUAUCAAUCCUAAUGCAUCGAGCUUGAAAUGGUUAAAUGAAACAAGAGUGCAGCUGAUGAAGGCUUUUCGAAGUAUCGUUUAUUUGCAUAUUGAAAAUGUUAUGGCAGAUCCGGAGAGUAGCUUAAGACCAGCAGAAGAAUUUGUUGCUAUCAUGACUGAGUGUUUAUCGGAUCGUGUUUUUGUUAUUGAUUAUCAGCGAGAAUAUCCUAUUGAAUUGGACGUGGAUAUAUUGAAACAAGCUUGCAAAGAUUUAGAUGAAUUCAAAACAGAUUUUGUAGCUAAAGGCUAUAAAGAUGAAGCUGAUUCUGAAGCUUUAGGAACAAUUGAAAGUAUCAAAAGCUUACAAUUGGAUGCAUAUGAGAAUCAGCCAUAUUCAUCAAAACCUAAUUUGGAAAAACGUCCACAACCAGAAGGAGCCGCUGCAGCACAAAUAAACUACGAUGAUGAUAAACCAUCUACAAGUAAAGCAGUCAAAUUAUUUGCAAACACUGCCAACCAAACAAAUAAUGAACCACCCAAGACUAGAGACAUAGAUUUAGAAGUAGUUAGUGUUUUAGAUGUUCUACCAUAUCUGGGUGAUGGCUUCGUGCGGCGAGUUUUGAAUCGAUAUGAUAACUCUGAAGAUGCGAUAGCAGCUAUUUUAGAAAAUAAUCUACCACCAGAUCUAAUACAUUCAGAUCAAAGUGAAGUUUACAUCCCACCAGAUCCACAAGAUACUUUAUAUCAACAAACUGGCAUCAAACGGUUUAAUGUUUUCGAUGGUGACAAAUAUGAUAUCAUGACUAAUGAUAAUCCUGAUUGCAUCAUCAAAAUUGAUAAAGGUUUUCCAAAUGCUCCACAAAGCUUAAAUGAAAUGCUCGACGAUAAGAAGGAACUGCAAGCAGUUCGACAUCGAUAUCAAGAGUAUACAUUGGUGGAAGAGGGUAAUGAGUACGAUGAUGAAUAUGAUGACAGUUAUGAAGCUGUUUUGGAAAGUGAGUCCCGUGUUGUAAGAUCGCAGCAGUUGAAAUCAACUCUUGCUGAAAUCGAAGACAGAAGUGACGAAGAAGAUGCGGAAGAGUCUGAAGAGGAAGAAGAACAACAACAACAACAGUCUAAUGGUAGAACAACAAACCAUUAUGAUAAACAAAUGAAUUUCUGUGAAAAUCCUGAAGAUAUCCGCGCAAGAUAUGAAGCUAAACGAGCAGCUAAGUUCGGUAACAAUGCAGGUAAUAAAGCGCCAACUCCACAAGUGCCACGAGAUGUUGUGGGUGCAGCCAAGGGUAAGGGUCAGACCAAAGAAGUUAUUAUAAAUCGUCACAAAAAAGAUGUCAACAAAUCGAGUCGAGCCAAUCACAAUCGUAAGGCUGGUGCAGCCUUUAAACGUAGUAAAGGAAUGAUGGGAUAGAGAAAAUGUUUUUGUUUGUUU
Messenger RNA from Episyrphus balteatus (marmalade hoverfly), 2435 nucleotides. Its product is annotated as activating signal cointegrator 1 complex subunit 2. The coding region runs from base 132 to 2414 and encodes 760 amino acids. NCBI's taxonomy places the organism in Eukaryota, Metazoa, Arthropoda, Insecta, Diptera, Syrphidae. Gene Ontology annotation, biological process: regulation of DNA-templated transcription. Gene Ontology annotation, molecular function: ubiquitin binding. The record is from RefSeq and is a predicted model, not a curated record. The transcript is spliced from 8 exons.